AUGAUUUACCUACAGCGUCGAUAUGGUGCCUGGGCAGGGAGUAUUCCCCCCCCACAACCACCCAGUGACCAGACCACUAGCAACCCACAUAACCCCCCAAGACAGCCCGAUGCUGGCACAUUGAAUGACACAGCAUGGCCAAAGGCAUUUCUCUCUGAUUUUGGAUCGAGGGUCUGGAUCACCUAUCGAUCAAAUUUCACACCGAUCCCACGAACAAAGACACCAGAAGCAACAUCCUCGAUGACACUGGGGGUGCGUCUGAGAAGUCAGCUGAUGGACCCCCAGGGCUUUACAUCAGAUACGGGGUGGGGCUGCAUGAUCAGAUCCGGACAAAGCCUUUUGGCAAAUACCUUUUCAGUUCUAUUACUAGGACGAGACUGGCGCCGGGGGGAGAAAGUGGAGGAAGAAUCAAAGCUAAUAUCGAUGUUCGCCGAUCACCCCGAAGCUCCCUUCUCCAUACACCAAUUUGUCAACCGUGGGGCAGAAUCAUGCGGAAAAUACCCAGGGGAAUGGUUUGGGCCCUCGGCAACUGCCAAAUGUAUCCAACUACUUUCAACCCAAAGCGAGAUCCCCCAAUUGAGGGUCUAUGUAACCAAUGACACAUCGGACGUCUAUGAAGACAAAUUUGCACAGGUGUCACACGAUAGCUCAGGUCGAAUUCAACCAACACUCAUCCUGAUUGGAACCAGGUUGGGAAUCGAUAAUGUCACCCCGGCGUACUGGGAUGGACUCCGAGCUGCACUGACGUAUCCUCAAUCCGUUGGCAUUGCAGGUGGACGCCCAUCUGCAUCGCAUUACUUUGUAGGGGCUCAAGACUGCCACCUCUUUUUCCUUGAUCCACAUACCACUCGACCUGCAACAUCCUAUCGAGCAGAUGGGCUGUACACCCAAGAGGAGCUAGAUAGCUAUUACACCAGCAGACUGCGGAGAAUCCAUAUCAAAGACAUGGAUCCCAGCAUGUUGAUUGGAUUUCUCAUCAAGGACGAAGAUGACUUGGCGGACUGGAAGAAACGAAUCCAAUCCACGCCUGGACAGCCCAUCGUGCACAUCUUCCCCAGUCAAUAUCAGUCAGAUCAUGGCCAUGGUCGAGCGGAGGCACUGGAUGAAGUCGAGGCGCUGGAUGAUUCAGAUGAGAUGGAGUGA
Molecule: messenger RNA, 1143 nt
Organism: Penicillium crustosum
Lineage: Eukaryota; Fungi; Ascomycota; Eurotiomycetes; Eurotiales; Aspergillaceae
Product: cysteine protease ATG4
Exons: 5
Coding region: 1-1143 (380 amino acids)
Molecular function (GO): protein-phosphatidylethanolamide deconjugating activity
Source: RefSeq, a predicted model, not a curated record